This is a messenger RNA of Recurvomyces mirabilis, 1236 nucleotides long. It is a transcript of the gene SEC62, whose product is annotated as Translocation protein S62. The transcript has a single exon. The coding region runs from base 1 to 1236 and encodes 411 amino acids. Lineage: Eukaryota; Fungi; Ascomycota; Dothideomycetes; Mycosphaerellales; Teratosphaeriaceae. The record is from RefSeq and is a predicted model, not a curated record. Gene Ontology annotation, biological process: post-translational protein targeting to membrane, translocation. Gene Ontology annotation, cellular component: endoplasmic reticulum; endoplasmic reticulum membrane.
AUGGCACAGCCUGGCCCCCCACCGACCCAACAAGGCGGUCCACCGCCAGGAAUGCCCCAAUUUCAGCUUCAACCAGGCCAGCAACCCACUCCCGAACAAAUUAGAGCGAUGCAACAACAAAUCGCCGCCGAAGCACAGAAAGCUGGCCUUUCCAUACCCGAAUAUAUCGAGCGAGUCAAACAACAAGCGAUGCGAAACCAACAGAUGCAAAUGCAGGUGCAACAGCAACAACAAAUGCAGCAGCAACAGCAGGGCGGAGGAGAGCGACCGGGCCAGCAGGUUCCAAUAGCACCGGGUCCUCCUAAGCCUGAAGCACUCGCCAUGGCCGCUUUCCUACGAAAUCAGGAUCUCAAGAUGCGAACAUGUAUUUUCCAAGAAAAGCGAAAAGACAUGUUCAAAGUCAAACGUGCGAUCCGUGCCCUUCACACCCCUGCGUACGAGAAGGCACGGAAGAAGAAUCCACUCCUCCCAGAAGUCAAGGACAGAGUCAGCGCGGAAAACGCUUUCAAACUCCUGCCUAUGUCUUUGUUGGCGUUGAGGGUGCUCAAGAUCGAUGAGAGCGCGGGACAUGAAGGACAUAACCAUGGGAAGAAGAAGAGAGUGAAAGGAGUGUGGAAUGUAAAGGUUGAGCCGCAGCAGGAGGCGGGGGAUGAGAUGUAUUAUGUCUGGCUAUACGAGGGCUCGCAAUGGAAGAACAAGCUCUACGCCGCUGGUGCGUUAUUCUUGAUCCUCGCCGUGGUCUUCUUCCCUGUCUGGCCAUACCACUUACGACUUGGGGUGUGGUAUUUGAGUAUGGGUAUGCUUGGCCUCCUGGGUCUAUUCUUCGGCAUGGCGAUUGUGAGGUUGAUACUUUUCUUGAUUACAAUGUUCGCUGCGCCACCUGGAUUGUGGUUGUUUCCGAAUUUGUUUGAGGAUGUGGGGUUCUUUGAUUCGUUCAAGCCUGGUUGGGCGUGGCAUGAGGAUGAAAAGGCCAUCAAGAAGAGGAAGAAGGAGGAGAGGGAGCGGAAGAAGGCGAAGAGGGCGGAAAAGGCGGCGGGUGGUGGGAAGAAGGAGGGAAGUGAGAAGACGCCUUUGCUUGAGGGUGCUGGUGGGCCGCCGCAGAAUGUGUUUCAGCAGCAGCAGGCGACUGCGCCGAAUACUGGUACGCCACAGCAAGGUCAGCCAGUUCCUGCUGGUCUGGUGUCUAAUGUGCCGCCGCGCAAGGCGCAAAUAGAGGAGGUGGAGGACGAUGAGUAG